Messenger RNA from Spinacia oleracea (spinach), 1764 nucleotides. Its product is annotated as aspartate aminotransferase, cytoplasmic. NCBI's taxonomy places the organism in Eukaryota, Viridiplantae, Streptophyta, Magnoliopsida, Caryophyllales, Amaranthaceae. The coding region runs from base 159 to 1445 and encodes 428 amino acids. Gene Ontology annotation, molecular function: pyridoxal phosphate binding; L-aspartate:2-oxoglutarate transaminase activity. Gene Ontology annotation, cellular component: mitochondrion. Gene Ontology annotation, biological process: biosynthetic process; amino acid metabolic process. The record is from RefSeq and is a predicted model, not a curated record. The transcript has 13 exons.
CCCAAGCCAGUUACAAUUACAUAUUUACAUAUUUACAUAUACGUGGUGCGCCCACAGUUUCUCGUCACUUCCAAAACCUUCUAACUUUCUCUCUCCUCUGAUCGCCACUUUACAUUUUCUCUCUCAUCUCAUCGCUCCUUCAAAACUCUUCUUCUUCCAUGGAUUCUGUCUUCGCUAAUGUCGUCCAAGCUCCCGAAGAUCCCAUUUUAGGGGUGACAGUUGCUUAUAACAAGGAUCCUAGCCCAGCUAAGCUGAAUUUAGGAGUUGGUGCUUAUCGAACUGAGGAAGGAAAACCUAUUGUGUUGAAUGUAGUCAGGAAAGCUGAGCAAUUGUUGGUUAAUGAUCCGUCUCACUUGAAGGAGUAUCUUCCGAUUCUUGGAUUGGCCGACUUCAAUAAGUUGACUGCAAAGCUCAUUCUUGGUGCUGACAGCCCUGCCGUAUUGGAGAACAGGAUCGCUACUGCCCAAUGUUUGUCAGGUACAGGGUCACUUAGGGUUGGUUCUGAAUUUCUGGCAAGACAUUACCACCAACACACAAUAUACAUUCCACAACCAACAUGGGGAAACCACCCAAAAGUUUUCACUUCAGGAGGGUUGAAUGUAAAGAGUUACCGAUACUAUGACCCGACAACACGGGGUCUGGACUUACAAGGUCUCUUAGAGGAUCUAAAUGCUGCUGACGCCGGAUCAGUAGUGCUUUUUCAUGCAUGCGCUCAUAAUCCAACAGGUGUUGAUCCUACCCCAGAACAAUGGGAACAGAUAAGACAGCUAGUAAGAUCAAAAGGGUUGUUGCCAUUCUUUGACAGUGCCUAUCAGGGUUUUGCUAGUGGCAGCCUUGAUGAAGAUGCGCAGUCUGUUCGUAUGUUUGUUGCAGAUGGAGGUGAAUGUUUCAUAGCUCAAAGUUAUGCAAAAAAUAUGGGUCUUUAUGGGGAACGUGUCGGUGCCCUCAGCAUUAUUUGGAUCUUUACUUGGUUUUUCAAACCUGCUUUGGAUUGGAAGUACUGGUUCAGGCAUGAAAAGAAGGUGUGCAAGGCAGCAGAUGUCGCGAGCAGGGUGGAAAGCCAACUGAAACUUGUGGUUAGACCUAUGUACUCCAACCCCCCUAUUCAUGGAGCAUCCAUUGUAGCCAAAGUACUCAAAGACAAGGAUUUGUAUGAUGAAUGGACUGCUGAGCUAAAGGGAAUGGCUGAUCGAAUUAUAAGCAUGCGCCAGCAGCUCUUUGAUGCAUUAACUGCUAGAGGUACACCUGGAGAUUGGAGUCACAUUAUCAAGCAGAUUGGCAUGUUUACUUUCACCGGCUUGAAUGCUGAACAAGUCAGUUUCAUGAGGAACGAGUACCAUAUCUACAUGACAUCUGAUGGGAGGAUAAGCAUGGCUGGUUUGAGUUCUCGGACUGUCCCACAUCUUGCGGAUGCUAUACAUGCUGCUGUUACUCGGGUUGCCUAGAUCAAGACUCGGUUUUUGAAUAACGUGGCUGGCUGAUGAGGUUGUUUUCCCCUCUGGCGAAGACCCACAAUCACCUAUUUUGCUUGUUUCUAGUAAAACUUUCCUGAUUUGGGAUUCUACUUGUAUUAGCUUGAGCUCAUAAGAUCAGGAUUAUUCGAAAAGUUGACGUUUUCCGAGUUUCAGGAAAAUAAAUACUCAGUAUGAGAUUGUGACUGAAGUGAAAUGGUCUUCAUUGCCUAUGGGUGAUCCGUGAUCAUCUUAGGUUUUUUUGAUUGUUUGAAAUUGUAAAUUUUAAUUGUUUAGGCUCUGCCAUCCCCAA